Dermacentor andersoni is the source of this 2517-nucleotide messenger RNA. RefSeq names its product thiol S-methyltransferase TMT1B-like. The record is from RefSeq and is a predicted model, not a curated record. Gene Ontology annotation, molecular function: S-adenosylmethionine-dependent methyltransferase activity. NCBI's taxonomy places the organism in Eukaryota, Metazoa, Arthropoda, Arachnida, Ixodida, Ixodidae.
GAGACGACGGCGCCAACGCACGCGUGGUUCAUGCAACUCUGAGAACGUACCAGCGUGCCCUGCUAAUUCGAGUGGUGCCUUUUCUCUUCUACAAGGAACUUCAGUCACAGGUGUACAGCAUCCACAGCUAGACUCAGCGGUGAUCGUAUUCCGCCGGUGAGUCGUAAACGUGAUCGCAGCAGCGAACACGCGGCACCUCGACGCGCUCCGUCGCCGUUGGGCGUAUUUUUGUGCAGCGGGUGCUUCGCCGCCGUUUCCGGCCUGGAUAGAAGUGAAACCGUACUGGGGGCCGCCGGCCUCAAUUGCCCUUCUACGCGUGCAUCGUGUGGCGCCUGUCAUCUUCUACCUAUUGAGUUAACCGCCAGUUCGCCCUUGGCAGGGUCAUCUGCUUCCGACUCCGCUACAGCAGCACCGAGUAUACUAGCGCAACAAGUGGAAAUACCUCUCGAAGCUCACGUGCGCACUCGGCGACCGCCAGCUGCUUUCUCUAUCUUUCGUUCGGCGCACAUCGGUGGCCGCGGCUGCAAACCUAGGUCUGCCUUCUCCGCAUAUUUGUGAACAGUCACACGCCGUUGCCAUUGCGACAUGGAGCGAAGGCUCCGCCGCGUCUUCGACUGCCUUGUGGUGGUAUUCAUCAAUGGCUUCGGACUCCUGCUUCUGCCGCUGCUGCUGUUGAGUCUGCGAGCGCGCCAGUGGUUCUUCGUGCGAAUCAUGUCCGUCGCUGGCCUUCUGUGGCGAGACGUCUUCCAGGACACUCGACGCAAGGCGAUCGCAGCGCUGGACGAGAUUGAGUCCAGCGACCCAGAACUGCGCGCCGACGGUGCGAUUCGAGUGCUCGAGAUUGGCGCAGGCUCCGGUGCCAAUUUCGGCUUCAUGAGGAGGAAGAUCAAGUACUGGAACGUCGACCCUAACACUGAGUUCCAGAAUUCUUUCCUCGAGACGGUGAAAAAGUAUCCAAAGGUGGACUUGGAACGCUGGGUGGUCGGCUAUGGCGAGGACAUGCGCGACGUCCCCGAUGGCCACUUCGACGCGGUGAUCGUGACGCACCUCCUCUGCUCCGUCCACUGCCCCGAGAAGGUGCUCCGAGAGUGCCGCCGGGUCCUGGUCAAGGGUGGUCGGCUGGUGUUCAUGGAGCACGUUGCCCAGCCCAAGGGAAGCCUGGGCCGGAUAUUGCAGAGCGUGCUGAGCCCCCUGUGGUGUAUCAUCUGCUGCGGCUGCUGCCUGAACCGAGACUCGGGAGACGUCAUCGAGAACGCCGGCUUCGCCGAGGUGCACUUGAACGAGACGCACGUCGACAUGCCCGUCAUCUUGACCCGGCAUGUGUACGGUUACGCUGUUGCCUAGGAAACGGCCCGCGGUGGCCUACGACGCGCAUAGGCUGUGCGUUUCACUGAUGCAGUAUUAUAGUGCCGUCUUCGCCAUUGGCGACGGUUCUUCUUUUUCUGGGAGGGGGGGGGGGGGUGGGAGGUAGGCAUAACUUACGUAAUGAACCUCUACGAAUUCAGCUCAUGUACAAAGGACAAUAGCGAACCUUUUUAUCGUUCAAUAUCCUAUAAGUCUAGCUCUUGCGCUCUUGUUUAUCUUGAAAUCUGUCUGCGAAACCUUCCAUGAGGUAAACGUUGUUUUCCUUUUUCUAUUUUCCUUCUUCUUUUUUUUUUUGGCGGAGGCUAUCUUAGCUGAUUGGCAGACAGUGCCACAAUAGUUCCCCUUGUGUUAUAUUUUUUUUUUUUUGUCUUGUCUUGUCUUCUUUUGGUUCGUCGCGCUACUUUUUAUGAAUAUAUCCAAACGUUUGCGGAAAUGGAAUACAUCGCCUUAUAAGCCGUCGGUUACUGCAGUGAACGAGAAGAGGGACCGAGAGCCCCCAUUUUCGUUAGGCACGAUCAUAUCAAGCUAACUCGUCGAUACCUACAACUUACACGUGGUUAUUAAACAUUCUCGCAAGGAGUGCCUCCAUUAUGCAGGUUAAAUAGCAUGUGCCCGACAUACCACAUAAACUCUGCUGCAAUAUAUACCUUCACAGAAAGUGCCCGUCAUUUAUGUCACAUGUCACAUUUAUGUCACAUUUAUGUCUUUGUUCACUGAGAUGCUUGCUUUAUACAGACACAUUUCUGCUCCCUUAUGACAUUCUUAUGGCACCCUUGUGACCGCACCCUUAUACAGACACCCUUACCUCAGCGCUAAUGUCGUCAUUAGCGCUGAGGUAAGGGUGUCUGUAGCGUAAAAAGCUGCUGUGAUUUCUUUAGACCUUUUUGAUUCGCUAUGACGGGAAGGUGUCGAAGCGAGAUGUGUGUGUGGGCCUUUUGGUCUCUUUCUAAAUCGUUUUUCCGUGGAGCGGUCCUUGUUUUUUCUGUACCGAGUGUUGUCUUUGUCUCUCUCUUUUUCUAGCUUACUGCUGGUCAACUUCUUUUCGCAUGCCUUUCAGAACCGGUCAUGUAACAUGAAGUUUGUAUAAAGUAUGUGCUUCAUACCGACCGUGUAUAUUCUCUUACAAAUAAAGUGGAGUCCGUGCUCUUCCUU